This is a messenger RNA of Eruca vesicaria subsp. sativa (arugula), 1676 nucleotides long. The record is from the annotation of a GenBank genome assembly. NCBI's taxonomy places the organism in Eukaryota, Viridiplantae, Streptophyta, Magnoliopsida, Brassicales, Brassicaceae.
AUGGGAGAUGAAGAUGUUGAUGGGAAGUGUAGAAUCAUAUCUGCAUGUUCCUCAGCCAAACUCUUUCUCUUCAUGGUUCCUCUUGUUCUAGUUUCUGGUUUCGUCUUUGUAAAUAUUGGUCCUAAAAGUUCAACAUCUUUCUCAACCUCUUUGUCCACUAUACAUCUUUCUCCUCCGGUUCUACCCUCUUCUCCACCCCUGCCUCCGUCGCCGGCACCAUCUCCUUCUCAGGCGGCGACGGAAGUGUUGUUUCCAGCAUCAUCUUUAUCGGCUAAAGAAGAUUCUGUUCAGGGGGAUUAUAAUCGGACAAUUCAAUUGAACCCGAUCAACAUUACUUUAAGGAGUAGUAACGUUACUUCUACGGCAUCUUCGAAACGAAUGAAGAAAAGAGUUACUAGCAAUUUAGAGAAACUCGAACUCCAACUACAAAAAGCUCGACUCGCCAUUAAAGCCGCGUCGAUGGACGAUCCCGUGGACGACCCGGACUAUGUACCUCUUGGUCCGAUGUAUUGGAACGCCAAGGUCUUUCAUCGGAGCUACUUGGAGAUGGAGAAACAAUUCAAGAUAUUUGUGUACAAAGAAGGCGAACCACCGUUGUUCCAUGACGGUCCAUGCAAAAGCAUAUACUCCAUGGAAGGAAACUUCAUCUACGAGAUGGAAAGAGAUACUCGUUUCCGUACCAAUAAUCCUGACAAGGCCCAUACCUUUUAUUUACCUCUCAGUGUCGUCAAGAUGGUAAGAUAUGUGUAUCAACGCGACUCUCACGAUUUUGGCCCCAUCCGAAGAACCGUGAGGGAUUACAUCGAUCUUGUUAGCGAUAGAUACCCGUUUUGGAACCGUAGCAUUGGAGCUGACCAUUUCAUACUCUCUUGCCAUGACUGGGGUCCUGAGGCAAGCUUUUCUCAUCCACAUUUAGGACAAAACUCGAUCCGAGCUCUAUGUAAUGCCAACACAUCAGAGAGAUUCAAACCGAGAAAAGAUGUCUCCAUACCAGAGAUCAACCUACGGACCGGUUCCUUAAAAGGAUUACUCGGUGGCCCAUCACCGUCCAUCCGUCCAAUCCUUGCCUUCUUCGCAGGAGGUGUGCACGGACCGGUAAGGCCGGUUUUGCUCCAACAUUGGGAGAACAAAGACAAUGACAUUAGAGUCCACAAGUAUCUCCCUAAAGGAACGUCUUAUUCGGACAUGAUGCGGAGCAGCAAGUUCUGCUUAUGUCCGAGCGGCUACGAGGUAGCGAGUCCUAGGAUCGUCGAGGCGCUUUAUUCUGGCUGCGUUCCUGUUUUGAUAAACUCCGGGUACGUUCCUCCUUUCAGCGAUGUGUUGAAUUGGAGAUCGUUCUCGGUGAUCGUCUCCGUGGAGGACAUACCAAACUUGAAAAAGAUCUUGACGUCGAUAUCUCCUAGACAGUAUCUAAAGAUGUACCGGAGAGUGUUGAAGGUAAGACGGCAUUUUGAGGUGAACUCUCCGGCUAAGAGGUUUGAUGUGUUUCAUAUGAUUCUUCAUUCGAUUUGGGUAAGGAGAUUGAAUGUGAGGAUACGUGAGGUAUGAGUUAAUAAUGGGUUGGUUUGUAGCUUUUUGUAUGUUUGGGGUGUGAAAUUAGUCCUGUAUUAAGUAUAAUUUGUCUUCAUUAAAUUUGUAAUAAACAAAUAAUGCAUUGUUUGUUGUUUAGAAAAUAA